AUGGCGCCUAUCCGGGCCAAGGCGUUGCUCGUAUUCUGGUGCUACCUCGCGUUCUCUGCGGGCCUCGAACAGGCGCUUGUUCCAUUCCCUGCACUCAAGCCGGCUCUUGGCUUGCCGUCUUUCGACUUUACGGUGACCAAGGUGGGACGCGCUUCGAAGACGACCAUUACCCCCGCUCCGGUUCCCAUUGCCUCAACCGCUACACAGACUGUUGUGACCACCAGCACCGACCUCCCUGUCACGGACACCUCGACUGUCUCCACUACACCCCGCGUGACGCAGACUGACACCGCCACUGCUACGCAGACCGUCACUGUCGAUGGUGAGACGGUCACAGUGACGCAGACGAGCACUUCCACCGUGCCGACCGCCGACGGCUUUACACCGGUCGCUUCGCAAAUCGUCGCUGCCGGUGCUCAGCCGUUUCGUCGCGCUUUGCCCACGAUUGCGGCAGACCAGCAUUUUUGGGCCAAAGGAGCCCCGAAGAGCCCGGUCCUGCUUCGAAUCGGACAGCAGUCCAACCUCAAGAACAAAUCGGUGGCUUGCAACAAGGUCGUUGAGGUUGUCAAAGAGCGGAUCGCCAUCGGAUUCCUCCAGAAGACUCGGACCAUCACUGCUGCUCCGCAGACGACCACUCGGCAGACGAUGCUCACUGCCACUUCGACUGUCACCGUCGCUCCUCCCCGCGUAUCGGUGACGGAGACGAGCACCGCUCCUACCUCGACGAGCACUGUCUCCACCACCACUACCCAGACUGAAACAGCGUCGACGUUGGCGACCGCCACAACCACCGCUUACACCGUCCGGGCUAUCAACAACCUCGUCAGUCGCAUCGACUCUAGGCCCAUUGAUGGAGGGGGGUUAAACGGCGAUAUCGCCGGCAUCAACGCGGCCAGCGCCAUGGAGGGUUGUGAAGCGUGUCAGCGUGACACUAGAUGCCAGCCUUCUUUCUUCUAUGCCACCACAGCAUGCUACCUUUUCAUCGCGGACACGUGCCCAGCCCCACAUACAGCUUAUUUGUCCGACGGGAACGAGGUGUUCACCAUCAGCAACGGUCGAUGCGGAAGCAUCGGUAUGCAAAAGGGAUAUAGGAAGACGAGAUCCGUCCUUGCCUGCAUGUUGUCGUCCACCCACUGCUCCCAAAUGACAUCGACGCUCAGCCAGAUCGUGUGGCCAAAGGGUUUCGAGCCGGGCCUAACGGACAACUUUGCUUCCAAUGAGGUGAUUGUUGCCGGUCUUGACGCUGCUGCGGUGUGGCGGUGCCUCAACAAUACAGACGAGUGGCCGGGCUACUACUCGAACGCCAGUGAUAUCCGAUUUCCCAACGACGACGGUCCCGAGCUUUCGCAAGACGUCUACUUUCGCUUCAGCACGUUUGGAUUCGCCGUUGAGGCCAAAGUGAUCGAGUGGCAGCCACCAACGGAUGGCAAGCCAGGACGCGUGUCGUGGCACGGCUGGGUCGAGGGGGAUCAAGAUCACCGGCUUGAUGUCAUCCACGCGUGGAUCAUCGAGGAUCUCUCGCACAAUCGUGUCAGGAUUCUCACCCAAGAAACCCAGAACGGCAAGCCGGCCAAAGAGAUGGCAUCGGUCUUGCCCAAUCCCAUGAUCAACGGCCAUCAAGAGUGGCUCGUCGGCCUCGUCAAGUGUGCACGAUCCAAACGGCUGGCAUGA
Molecule: messenger RNA, 1671 nt
Organism: Moesziomyces antarcticus
Lineage: Eukaryota; Fungi; Basidiomycota; Ustilaginomycetes; Ustilaginales; Ustilaginaceae
Product: polyketide cyclase
Exons: 4
Coding region: 1-1671 (556 amino acids)
Source: RefSeq, a predicted model, not a curated record